Asparagus officinalis (garden asparagus) is the source of this 434-nucleotide messenger RNA. RefSeq names its product probable 2-oxoglutarate-dependent dioxygenase At5g05600. Lineage: Eukaryota; Viridiplantae; Streptophyta; Magnoliopsida; Asparagales; Asparagaceae. The record is from RefSeq and is a predicted model, not a curated record. The coding region runs from base 1 to 354 and encodes 117 amino acids. The transcript has 3 exons.
AUGAGGGGUCAAGGGUUCAGGUGCGCGGAGGGAGGCGAAGCGCCGUGGGUCAGCCGUCGAGGCCUGUCGGCCGACGCUUUCGUGGUCAACGUCGGGGAUCAAAUCCAGAUCCUAAGCAACGCAAUAUACAAGAGCGUAGAGCAUCGAGUGACAGUGAACGCAGAAGCAGAGAGACUGUCCAUCGCCUUCUUCUACAACCCGAAGAGUGACCUGCCGCUUUCUCCGGUGCCGGAGCUCGUGACGCUGGAGCGGCCGUCGCUCUACCAACCGAUGACCUUCGACCAGUACCGAAUGUACAUGCGCAAACAAGGGCCGAAGGGGAAAUCUCAUGUGGAGUCGCUAAAGGCUGCAUGAUGUAAUUUUUUGAUUUGUUACACGUAGAUUUUGUAAUUUUUUACCUGUUGUCAUAAGGAAAAGAAUAACAGAGAGAGGAA